Messenger RNA from Impatiens glandulifera, 884 nucleotides. RefSeq names its product LOB domain-containing protein 40. Gene Ontology annotation, biological process: regulation of gene expression. NCBI's taxonomy places the organism in Eukaryota, Viridiplantae, Streptophyta, Magnoliopsida, Ericales, Balsaminaceae. The transcript is spliced from 2 exons. The coding region runs from base 1 to 813 and encodes 270 amino acids. The record is from RefSeq and is a predicted model, not a curated record.
AUGAGGAUGAGUUGUAAUGGAUGCCGAGUUCUUCGCAAAGGCUGCAAUGAAAACUGUAGUAUUCGCCCUUGUCUUCACUGGAUCAAAAGUCCUGAAUCCCAAGCCAAUGCCACCGUUUUUCUAGCCAAAUUCUACGGUCGUGCCGGUCUCAUGAACCUCAUCAACGCCGGCCCUGACCACCUUCGCCCGGCGGUUUUCAGAUCGUUGCUUUACGAGGCUUGUGGGAGAAUUGUGAAUCCGAUUUAUGGUUCGGUUGGUUUGUUGUGGUCGGGAAACUGGGCUCUUUGUCAAACUGCUGUUGAAGCGGUUUUAGAAGGAGUUCCGAUUACCCAAUUUGCAUCUGAAUCGGAUGAGGCGAAUAAUGGACCGCCUUUGAAGGCGUACGAUAUUCGCCACGUGUCCAAAGAUGAAAAUUUGGGUAAUGAUCAUCUUCAUCGUGUUCGGGAUCGAUGCCAAUUUAAGAAGUCCGGCGGUUCGAGGGUGAAUGAGUUAGGAAAGAAGAAAAGGUCAACGAGUCAUGAGUCGUCUCUGAGUCAUCAGUCCGAAGUAGAGAUUCAAGAAGAUUUCCUACUCGAAGAGAGCUUGGUUUUUCAUCCGCCCCCGGCGGUGAAUCAGUCGGCGAUUAAAGCCGUCGGUACUCCUCAUGUGGAAGAAGGACUUAAGGAAGACUUUGUAGAGCUGGGACUGACUCUUGGCUUCAACUUCCAAUCUGCGCAUGACGUCAGCCCUAAGAAGGAUUUGCCGCCGCGAGGUGUAUGGAAUUCAAUAUCGGACGUCGGCGGCGAAUCAUGCAGGACCAAGUUGGGGCUUUGAGCCGUCGGAAUCAUGAUGUCAUGUUUGCUGUCUGGCUAGGGUUACGUUUUCUUUUUGACUUAUCCAAGUUU